This is a messenger RNA of Funneliformis caledonium, 171 nucleotides long. Lineage: Eukaryota; Fungi; Glomeromycota; Glomeromycetes; Glomerales; Glomeraceae. The record is from the annotation of a GenBank genome assembly.
AUGCCUCCUCCACUAAAUCAGCUAUGCAAGUUUAUCAAUACAGCACUACCGAAUGAACUUAGCCAGUACAGCACUAUGAUGCCUCCUUUUAGAUCAGCUAUGCAAGUAAUCAAAACAGCACCACUAAUCCUGGCAGCACUGUUGAUACCAACUAUGCCUCCAUUAAUCUAA